AUGAGAAAACAGUAUGAAAACCACACCAUGGUCACACAAUUCAUCUUGGAGGGUUUCCAUGGUGAUCUAGAGCUACAGCUGGCUCUGUCUGGCCUCUUCUUGCUGUUGUAUGUCACCACCUUGAUAGGGAAUAUUGGAAUGAUAGCUAUCAUCACUGUUGAUGCCCAACUCCACAGUCCUAUGUACUUCUUCUUGAAGAACUUAUCCUUUUUGGAUGUCUGCUACUCUUCUGUCAUCACUCCCAAAGCCAUGCUGAGCUUUGCAACUGGAAAUAAGGCCAUUUCCUACAACGGGUGUGCCAUUCAAAUGUUCUUCUUCGUUCUCUUUGGGACCACCGAAUGCUUUUUCUUAGCUGUGAUGGCAUAUGAUCGGUUCAUUGCCAUCUGCAAUCCACUGCUUUACAGUGUCACUACGUCCAAGAUGACCUGUGUACUUCUGGUGGCUAUUUCUUAUUUCUUUGACUUCCUCAAUUGUUGCACACAGACAGGCCUUACAUUCAGUUUGUUCUAUUGUGAGCCAGGGAAGAUCAACCAGUUCUUUUGUGAUGUCCCAGCUGUCAUGAAGGCCUCUUGCUCAGACACAUUUGCAAAUGAAAUUGUGCUCUUAGGGAUGUGUGGGUUUAUCAUUGUUAUAACCUCCACAAUUGUCCUGAUCUCCUACGGCUAUAUUGUGGCCACAAUCCUGUGCAUACCUUCUGUGGAAGGAAGACACAAAGCCUUCUCAACCUGUACUUCCCAUAUCACGGCUGUAAUCUUGUUCUUUGGGACAGCUUUCUUUAUGUAUGGCCAGCCUGGGGCUCUCUCUAGUCCUAACCAAGGCAAAGUGGUAUCUGUCUUCUACACCAUUGUCACCCCAAUGUUGAAUCCAUUAAUCUACAGCCUAAGAAACAAGGAGGUCAAAGAUGCCUUGAGGAGGCAGCUGGGAAGGAUGGCUUUCAUCAAAUAA
This is a messenger RNA of Rhineura floridana, 945 nucleotides long. Its product is annotated as olfactory receptor 9S13-like. Gene Ontology annotation, molecular function: olfactory receptor activity; G protein-coupled receptor activity; odorant binding. Lineage: Eukaryota; Metazoa; Chordata; Lepidosauria; Squamata; Rhineuridae. Gene Ontology annotation, cellular component: membrane. The coding region runs from base 1 to 945 and encodes 314 amino acids. The record is from RefSeq and is a predicted model, not a curated record. Gene Ontology annotation, biological process: G protein-coupled receptor signaling pathway; sensory perception of smell. The transcript has 2 exons.